Torulaspora globosa is the source of this 954-nucleotide messenger RNA. RefSeq names its product RNA-binding ATPase activator ESF2 (gene ESF2). Gene Ontology annotation, molecular function: RNA binding. Lineage: Eukaryota; Fungi; Ascomycota; Saccharomycetes; Saccharomycetales; Saccharomycetaceae. The transcript has a single exon. The record is from RefSeq and is a predicted model, not a curated record. Gene Ontology annotation, biological process: endonucleolytic cleavage in 5'-ETS of tricistronic rRNA transcript (SSU-rRNA, 5.8S rRNA, LSU-rRNA); small-subunit processome assembly; endonucleolytic cleavage to generate mature 5'-end of SSU-rRNA from (SSU-rRNA, 5.8S rRNA, LSU-rRNA). Gene Ontology annotation, cellular component: nucleolus. The coding region runs from base 1 to 954 and encodes 317 amino acids.
AUGCCUCUUAUGAUUGAUCAAACACAGCGAAACGUCCCAGACCCUUCCACCAACUGUAAUAUGUCAAGUCAGGAUAGCGACUACGCAGAUUUCUCAUCAGAAGACGAGCAAGAUCAAAACCAAUUGCUAAUCUCAACCAAGAAAACAUCCAUUUUAGAAAAGACUAUCGAUGAAAGAAGCGAUGGCGAAGAAUCGGCCAGCGACGAGGGAGACCGUGACGCACAGCUCGAUAAUCAAGAGAAUUCAAUUAGCGACGGGGAAGCACAGACUCCAAAGCAAAAGAAAGCUUCAACUGCGAACUUGAUCAAGAAACUCAAGGCCGAUAAAAAGCUCAAACACAAGACAGGUGUGGUGUAUCUUUCCAGCAUCCCGCCCUAUAUGAAACCAGCCAAAAUGAGACAGAUUCUGUCCAGAUUCGGCGAGGUUGACCGACUGUUCCUCAAGAGAGAGGACGAGCAGAAAUACAAAAGGCGAGUCAGAGGCGGCGGUAACAAGAAAGCCAUGUACGAAGAGGGCUGGGCAGAGUUCAUACGUAAGCGGGACGCCAAGCUUUGUGCAGAGACCCUCAAUGGGAACAUCAUCGGCGGCCGAAAAGGCUCUUUCUAUCACGACGACAUCCUGAACGUCAAGUAUCUGCCGGGUUUUAAGUGGACAGACCUGACCGAGCAGAUAGCGAGGGAAAACGACAUCAGACAAUCCAAACUGGAGAUAGAAAUAUCGCAAGCGAACAAGAUGAACGCCGAAUUCGCGAAGAACGUGGAGAAGAGCAAGAUGAUCGAGAAUAUCAAAAGAUCUAAGAGGCAAAGCAGCAACCAGGAACCGCAAGAAGACGGGAAGCCGCAGAGAUCUUUCAAACAGCACAAAGUGGCCACUUCAAGAGCCAACGCGCCCUCCGAGAUCAAGCAGAAAGACUCUUCCAAAGAGCUGAGCUCAGUAUUGAGCAGUCUCUUCUAG